AAAAACAGCUGAUUCUUUCGCGUAGCAGCACAUGUUUAUACGGCGGGUUGUAUAAUUUUCCUUCAUUUUCGAAAACUAUUGCAGUUUCAAUAUCCAUAUACAGCUGGCUGAAAAAUGGCUGACCGCGAUAGCGCAUCUGAAAGCGAUUCAAGCUCGAUUGACGGUGGACCAAUUAUGAUGCCACCAUCUCCAAUAACCCGAGAACAGCUUCAGAAAAGAAUCGAUUCUUUGCAACAACAUAACCGCGUUUUAAAAGUAGAACUAGAAACAUACAAGCUUAGAGUGAAAGCACUUCAAGAGGAAAAUCGCAGCCUUCGCCAGGCCUCCGUUAUUAUACAAGCUAAAGCUGAACAAGAAGAGGAAUUCAUCAGUAAUACGCUUCUGAAGAAAAUACAGGCACUGAAAAAAGAGAAGGAGACAUUAGCCCAUCAUUAUGAGCAGGAAGAAGAGUGUUUGACGAAUGACCUAUCCCGAAAGUUAAAUCAAUUGAGACAAGAGAAAUGCCGCUUGGAGCAGACACUUGAACAAGAACAAGAGUGCCUUGUGAAUAAACUUAUGAGAAAAAUCGAAAAACUGGAAGCAGAAACUCUUGCAAAGCAGAGUAAUUUAGAACAGUUGCGCAGAGAGAAAGUAGAGUUAGAGAACACUCUAGAGCAAGAGCAAGAAGCUCUAGUUAACAAAUUAUGGAAACGAAUGGAUAAACUUGAAGCAGAGAAAAGAAUGCUCCAAAUUAAGCUAGAUCAACCUGUGUCGGACCCUACUUCCCCGAGAGAAAUCAACAAUGGAGACACUGCUACAAAUUUGAGCACGCACAUUCAAACUCUGAGAAGCGAGGUUGCAAGACUCAGGCAUAAUCUGUUGAUUUCUCAGCAAGAACAUACUGAAAAAAUGCAACGAUACGUGAAUGAAGAAAAGCAAAUAAGAGAGGAGAACUUGAGGCUCCAGAGAAAACUCCAACUCGAAGUAGAACGACGUGAGGCAUUAUGCAGGCAUUUAUCUGAAUCCGAGUCAAGUUUGGAAAUGGAAGAGGAGCGCCAUUACAAUGAAAUUGUUAUGUCCGGUGGAAACAUAAGGAAUCGCACUGUGUCCAGUCCUGUUCCCUACAAUCCUUCACCAAGCUCUUCAAGACCUCUCAGCCCAGGCAUCAAUAUAGCGGGAUCAACGUCACGAGACAGUUUUAAUGCGAAUCGAUGCUAUGCAUGUGGUCAACCAGUUAACCUUCCUUUCUCGAGUUCAUCACCUCCUUCAGGGGGCCACAUAGUGGCAACUUCUGGUAGACGCACAUCAGAUAGAUUCGUUAAGCCAGCGAUCCCACCAACUAUCGUGAGCCCAGGAGGAGCUUCAUCAGCUAACCCAGCGCAGGUAAAUGUAACGGGAGGAUGUCCGAUGGAGAUUGCUAAGACAUAAGUUGGUCAUUUUUAAUUAAUAUGCCAACUAAUUUUUAAUAUUUUAUGAAAGUUGUAUAUGUGCGUACAAAAUAAAUGUGCACAUCAAUGAGUAGCGAGCUCGAAAACACACAGACACGUGACAACAAGGUACUUACUUUAUUAGCAGAUCUUCAUUUAAGAAAAAUGUAUCAGUAGCUUCAUUUCCUCAGUUUAAAAAAGAAAAACAUUUUCAAUUUUCACAUAUAUUUCCUGUGCCAAGUGUGCCAGUCUGUUACCUAGGAAAGGUCACUGAGAAAGAAAGUACCAUGUACAUUGUUUCGUACUGUUCAUCAUUGUCUCAAAACAACGUAAGAUACACGAAAGCAGUAUUUACGCUAAUCUAAAUUAAAAUUGGCUUUAUUUUCUUUAAUUAGGAUGUAAAAUAUAAAAAUACUGGCACAUUUGUUUUCUAAUUGUAUUUCCGUAAAUUCAUUAUUACUAAAUGUUAAGAGAAAAACAGUUCAUAUUUACAGAACUCAACGCUAGAAGCGGCAACAAGAAAAAAUAAAUAAUUAUUCGUUUUCGCGUAAAUAUUGCAAACCCUUGUUUAAGCAAUAUUCGUUUUGUUUAAAGGGAUAUGUAUACUCUGCAUAAGUUUCGGAAGAAAGCUAUGCUUUUUAAUGAGUUUAAAAAAAAUGUAUGCGUCAUUCAUUAGUUAAAACAUAUUGAGUUAAAGGUAAAGCAGUGUGAAUUAAAUACAAUGAAAAAUAAAAUUAUAUUUUACUUUGUCUCGAAAUGAAUUAUGAGUAAUAGUAAGCGAAAAAAGAAGCUUUCGUUAAUGCAAAGUAAUCUCUAUAUGUGAUAAUGGGUUGUUCGUUCAACUUCAAGUUGUUUGUAAUAAUGAGAGUUUCCGUUUCGAUAAAAAAUUUUGAUAGCGCAAUUGGAAGAGAUUGAGUCUUAGUUGUUACUUGCGAUGUUCAUAAUUCGUUUCUUCAAUCACUUUUAUGGUAUUUGUCAAAGAUAUAAUUAAUGUUCGUAUUUCCUUGUAAUCGCUAAUAUAUUAUAAAAUUAAUAAAUAAUUUAAAUCAAUUUUUUGGUUCUAAUAUAUCAUGUAAGAGAAAAGGCUCAAUACCUUUAGUGCGUGAAAGGUCUUGCCAAAUGAAUAGAAAAAAACGAAAGCUUCUGUUAUCGAAAUACGAGACUUGGCCUAUAUUAUAUAAGUUACAUUUUAAGAGUACAAUAACGUAGCUACUGCACGAUCCGUUAAUAAAAUACACACAUAUAUCGUCAAAAAUAAUCGCCUAGUCCGUUCUGAUGACUACUGGUUUUUUAACAUUAUAAUUAAAAAGCUUGUUUAUUCAUUGUCAUUGCCAUUUUAUAAAUAUAUGUAUUGUUGGAGUUAACCAAUUUCCUAGAGCUAUUUGUUACAGCCAGUUAUAAACUUCUUAAAAUGUUAUUAAAGAGAUACGUAAAAGAAUGCGAAUAGUAAUUUGCCAUCUUGAAAUUCAACAUAAAAACAAUAGCAAUUAAAGUGUUCGUAAAACAGAGAAACUACUUUUUAUAUGUUACGUUCUUAACAACGUUAGGUGUGCAGAAAACGUUUACUGCUGCUUCUAUACACCUUAAAAAUUAUAAUAUUGCAGUAAGUAUAGUAUAUCAAUUUACCUUUGUGAAAGGAAGACAUACAAAGUUAUGAACCCUCAUCUUAGUAUUUUUUACUUUUUUUAAAUAAAUAAUCAGCAUUGUAUUACAAGAGCCAAAUAAACUUACAUAAAAUUUCUCUUUAAUUUUAUAUUUUAGUGUGCAUGGGUUUUAAUACACUUAUGAUCUAAAGUUUUAUGGAAAAU
Molecule: messenger RNA, 3214 nt
Organism: Belonocnema kinseyi
Lineage: Eukaryota; Metazoa; Arthropoda; Insecta; Hymenoptera; Cynipidae
Product: coiled-coil domain-containing protein 6
Exons: 7
Coding region: 115-1407 (430 amino acids)
Source: RefSeq, a predicted model, not a curated record